This is a messenger RNA of Mercurialis annua (annual mercury), 1122 nucleotides long. Its product is annotated as trihelix transcription factor GT-3b. The record is from RefSeq and is a predicted model, not a curated record. The transcript is spliced from 2 exons. Lineage: Eukaryota; Viridiplantae; Streptophyta; Magnoliopsida; Malpighiales; Euphorbiaceae. Bases 135 to 968 code for a protein of 277 amino acids.
UUCCUUUUCUGUUCACACCACCUUACUAUAAAUCUUUUUCUUCCCAUCUUUUUUUUUCUUUUUCCAUUUCUCGAUCUUUAAUCAUCUUUUCACUUCAAUCCAUCUUAAUCUUUAAUAAAAUCUGCGUUCUUUUAAUGGAAGGAGGCCACCACCACCACCACCAUCAUCAUCAGCAGCAUCAGCAGCAGCAUCAACAGCAUCAAAUCAGUACUACUGUUAGUGUUGAUUCUGAUAGAUUUCCGCAAUGGAGUAUUCAAGAAACCAAAGAGUUUUUAAUGAUCCGAGCAGAGUUAGAUCGCACGUUCAUGGAGACUAAGAGAAAUAAGCUUCUUUGGGAGGUUAUUUCUAAUAAAAUGAAGGAAAAAGGGUUUCAUCGGAGCUCUGAACAGUGCAAGUGCAAAUGGAAAAACCUAGUUACUCGCUACAAGGGAUGCGAAACAAUGGAGCCUGAAUCGUUACGCCAGCAGUUUCCAUUUUACAACGAGUUACAAGCGAUUUUCGCAGCGAGGAUGCAGAGAAUGCUGUGGGCGGAGGCGGAAGGAGCAGCAGGGGGAGGUUCGAAGACGAAAGCUGGGGUGCAGCUUUCGUCGGAGGAGGAGGACGAGAACGAGGAGAGCGAAGGGGAAAAGAGCAGCGUUAGAAAGCGGAAAAAGGGUAAGAUGAAUGCGAAUAGUAGCGGAAAUAGUAAUAGUAAUAACUUGAAGGAGAUAUUGGAGGAGUUUAUGAAGCAGCAGAUACAGAUGGAAAUGCAAUGGAGAGAGGCGUUCGAGAUGAGGGAAAACGAGAGGAAGAUGAGGGAAAUGGAGUGGAGACAGAAAAUGGAAGCUUUAGAGAAUGAGAGGAUAAUGAUGGAUAGAAGAUGGAGAGAACGCGAAGAACAAAGAAGAAUUAGAGAAGAAGCUAGGGCUGAGAAACGAGAUUUACUUAUUACAGCUCUUCUUAAUAAGCUCACUAGACAAGACAUGUAAUCAAGGUUUGUCCUAAAACUCUCAUUUUGGAGAUGUUAAUGAUGUUCUUUAAUUAAAUUUAUAGUUAGGAAAGCUUCAAAUAGUCUACUAAUUAGAAUCUUUAGUUUGUAUCAUCUUAAUCAUGAAGUUAAUUAAUUAAUUCAUAAGCACUUAA